AUGAUACAUCGCAACCGACACACAGAUCCCAAUCGCUGUAAGGUACACUCGUUCGAUCUUGUGGCUGUGAAUGAUCGCGUAACAGCAUGCGACAUGGCCCAUUUACCAAUGAAGGAUUUAUCAGCCGAUAUUGUCGUGUUUUGCCUUUCUCUCAUGGGAACAAAUCUCAUCGAUUAUAUAAAGGAAACUAGGAGAGUAUUAAAGCUU
Cooperia oncophora is the source of this 207-nucleotide messenger RNA. Lineage: Eukaryota; Metazoa; Nematoda; Chromadorea; Rhabditida; Trichostrongylidae. The record is from the annotation of a GenBank genome assembly.